Molecule: messenger RNA, 1024 nt
Organism: Camellia sinensis
Lineage: Eukaryota; Viridiplantae; Streptophyta; Magnoliopsida; Ericales; Theaceae
Source: RefSeq, a predicted model, not a curated record
AAAAUUUUAAAAAAAUAAAAUUAGAAGGCUUAAAAAAUAAUCAGACUUGAAGGUGAAACUAGGAGCAUAAAUAAGAUGACAGUGAGCGAAUCUCUAAACAGAUUAAAAACAGAUAAAUAAAAUCGAGGUAGCAUUAGCAAUAGCAAUAAUACAUUCGAGUAUAGGAGGAGUUUAAAAAAAAAUAAAAAUGAAUGCAAUCUCCGGCAACUACACAAGGUUCUUUACUGGUGAUUUCAAUCCCGCAUCGUAUGGAACUCAUCCCGAUUUUAGCCAAUACGGGCCACUGCACCGAGCGAUACUGGAAGGUGAUUGGGAGAGCACGGAAAGCUUUUACAGGUCACAUCCAGAAGCAGUGACAAAUAGCAUCACAGAAAGCUCCGAUACAGCGCUGAUGGUAGGGAUUAUGUCGGGGCAGAAAAUAGAAUUCAUAACGAAUCAAGUGGAGUUUGGAAGGGUGGAUUUGAGAAGAGUGAACAAAGAGGGGAAUACCGCACUUCAUGAAGCUGCAAUUGUUGGUCAUUUAAAGGCUGCUGAGUUACUAGUGGGAAGAAACAGAAGCUUGCUAUACAUUCGUAAUUUGGAUGGGUAUGUACCACUUCACUUGGCCGCUGCCUAUGGUCAGAGGGAGAUUCUGUUUUAUUUUCUGAGAGUAGGUGAGGUGCACAACAUACAGCUAUCGGAAUCGGAGUUGGAUAUGCUUAUGCAUCUUGAAAUAACUGCCAGGUUCUUCGAUUUGGCUAUGUAUUUACUUGCAAGCAACCCUAGAUUAGCAUUCUCCAAGUGGCAAGAUGUCUUUCAUUUGGAAAUACUAGCCCAAAUGCCAUCUGCUUUUCCUAGCGGAACAAAAUUAAACAUCUUGAAGCGUUUUAUCUAUUAUUGUAAGUCUCUUGGCUAUUUUCCUUUCUCUCAAUACUGAUUUUUAUGCUGUCUUUUACACAUUUAUUAGUUUACUUAUCUUCACAUAGAAAAACAAAAACAAAAUCUAUUUAACUCUUGUGCAGUUCAAGAGUAAUGUUCCACUUAC